AUGGAUGACAUUGAAGACAUGAUUAGUGAGGAAGAGAUGGACCGCACAGCCGUGAGUUCCGUACGUACGCAGAUGGUGAUGUCGAGGUCUUUAUUUCAACCGACAUCAAUGAACAGCACAACCAGCAGCAGCAGCAGCAGUAGCUCCAAUGUGGAUGCAAAGGAGGAGGAGACUGGUGUUCCAGGUACUCAGCUCAUUUGGAUCAAAACGUAUGGCUGCUCGCACAAUGUGAGUGAUUCAGAAUACAUGCAGGGUGUACUAGCUAGCUACGGUUACCGUUUCACGCAAGACCCGGACGCAGCACAGCUUUGGCUACUCAACAGCUGCACAGUAAAAGACCCGUCUCAAGCCGCUUUCAUGCACUUGGUCAUCAAGGGUCGCAAGCAAAAUAAGGCCGUAGUUGUGGCUGGAUGUGUACCACAAGGCGAUAGACACCUUAAGGGCUUAGAGGACGUUAGCAUUGUGGGCAUCCAGCAAGUGGAUCGAGUUGUGGAGGUUGUAGAGGAGACGCUUAAGGGUCACACAGUGAGACUUUUGUCCAAGAAUCGACUACCGGAACUAGACUUGCCCAAGAUUCGUAAAAACCCUAUGGUGGAGAUAAUUCCGUUGAGUACAGGCUGUCUGGGCGCGUGUACGUACUGCAAGACACGUCAUGCUCGUGGCAAACUUGGAAGUUAUACGGUCGAAGCGAUUGUUUCGAGAGCGCAGGCAGUGAUUAAUGAAGGUGUAACGGAGAUUUGGCUGUCAAGUGAAGAUACAGGAGCUUAUGGUAUCGAUAUCGGCACUGAUUUACCCACACUCAUGCGCAAGUUGCUGGAAGUUGUGCCUGAAGGUAUCAUGCUCCGUGUAGGUAUGACCAACCCCCCGUACAUUCUGGAUCAUCUAGAUGCAAUUGCAGAAGUGCUGAACCAUGAUCGAGUUUACUCGUUCCUGCAUGUGCCUGUGCAAUCUGGUAGUGAUGACGUACUGCUGGCUAUGAACCGCGAGUACACUGCGGGCGAAUUCCGUCGUGUUGCUGACGAAAUGCUUGCUAAAGUCCCGAAUCUUACGCUGGCGACUGACAUUAUCUGCGGUUUUCCUACAGAGACCGAGGAACAUUUUGACGAGACAAUGGAGCUUGUUGAGAAAUACCGCUUUCACAUUAUGAAUAUUUCACAGUUUUACCCUCGACCAGGAACACCGGCAGCUAAAAUGAAACGUGUCCCGACUCAGAUAGUCAAGAACCGCAGUCGUAAGCUUACUAAGCUCUUUGAAACGUUUGAUCCGUACAAACAUCUUGUGAACACGGCACAAAAGGUAUGGGUAAAUACCGAAGUUUCGGAUGACAAGAAGUCUACUGUAGCACACACGAAGAACUACACCAAAGUUUUGCUUCCCCGUGAUGAUUCUCUCAUCGGGUGUUCGGCGGUAGUACGUGUCCUUGCUGCGGCGCGCUUCCACAUUACUGGUGAAGUGAUUUCACGUUCUCAGCCUGCUACGAUAGCGGCAGCUGUCAUGUGCGAGCAGAUCCGGACUGAGGGUGUUUUGUCGGCGGCGGACCGAUCUAACGCUUUGUCCAAGGCGAAGAUUGCAACUGCCUCCUCUGACAAUAGUGACGGCAACUGUGAUGGUAAUGGUCAAGACCACUCGCACAACGACGAUGAUCGCGAUGGUGGUCACCUGUAUGGCGAAGAAGGAUGUUGUGGCAGUAGUGGACCGUGCUGCUCUUCUGGCGGUAAUGACACAGGAGGCAAGUCUAGCAUAAAGUCAAAGAAGAAGAGAACGAUAGCCAAGGAGCUUAUAUGGCAGAAGAAACUUGUAGAUUCAAGUGUAGCUGGUGAAAACGGAAUAUCAUCUUCACUCAUGACAGUCCUAGCGACCAAGUGGAAUGAAGUGCGUGACGACAAGGUGGCGUUAGCGGCGAUUACUACACUGAUAGUGUCAGCGUCCAUUAUUGCAGCUCGUGUGUUUACACGCAAAUAG
Molecule: messenger RNA, 1962 nt
Organism: Peronospora belbahrii
Lineage: Eukaryota; Oomycota; Peronosporomycetes; Peronosporales; Peronosporaceae
Source: the annotation of a GenBank genome assembly